Molecule: messenger RNA, 2832 nt
Organism: Fonsecaea erecta
Lineage: Eukaryota; Fungi; Ascomycota; Eurotiomycetes; Chaetothyriales; Herpotrichiellaceae
Exons: 1
Coding region: 1-2832 (943 amino acids)
Source: RefSeq, a predicted model, not a curated record
AUGGACCCUCUCUCUGCACUUGGACUGGCGGGAAAUAUCAUAAAUAUUGUCGACUACUCAACUAAAGUCGUCUCUAGAGCAAAGCAACUGUACGGAUCGGCUACCGGUGCGACAGCGGAAAACACCGAACUUGAAACCCUGACCAAGGGUUUAAAGAGCCUUAUCGACCAGACUCGAAACAGGCCAGCCGAGAACCCACCAAGAGAUCGAUUUCGUCUGAGCAAUGCCCAAGGUUCGGCCCUGCAAGGCCUCGCUCGACAAUGCACUCAGGUGGCAGACGAAUUGCUAGAAUGCCUAGAUUCGGUCAAAGUCAGAAGCGGACGUCAGCCUCUGAGGAGUGCCACCCAGGCGGUGAAAUCUAUCUGGAAACAGGACCACAUCGACAGCCUUCAACGAAGACUUGAUCGGAUCAGCAAGCAGCUUAUGGAUGGCAUGCAUCUAGAAUUGCUCGACGACAUCAAUCGAAGGCUGCGUGAGCUGGCGCUCGAAAACAUGCGCCUAGAGGCGAACCGCUCUCAGGAGAUUGGCCAGCUCCGUCGAGAGUUCAAUUUUGCGACGGAAGAGAUGAAGAGGGUUAAUGCUGACGAAAACCACGCGCCAGGAUUUUGGUUAGUUCUGUGCGAUACUGCCCGUCGUGGACAAGCAUAUUUUGCAGAGCAAAUAAUCCUCCAGAGCCUCAGGUUUUCAGCUAUUGAUUCGCGUCACCGAUCAAUCUCAAAGGAGCAUGCACAAACAUUUCUAUGGAUGUUUGACGAGACUUCACCAACCAGGUUUCUUCAAUGGCUCGAAGAAGAAGAAGAAAGUGUGUACUGGAUCUCAGGAAGGGCGGGCAGUGGUAAAUCCACCCUGAUGAAGUUUGUGGCGGAUCAUGAGCAAACGGAACGCUCUUUGAAAGCAUGGGCUGGCGACAUGAAGCUCGUUACCGCAAGCUUCUUCUUCUGGAAAGCCUCGUCACGUCAUUCGCAAACAUCGCAGCAGGGCUUGCUGAGGACAAUCCUUUACCAGGUCCUACGCCAGUGCCCCGAUCUAAUCCAGGUGGCUUAUUCUGACCAGUGGAUUGCACUGACGACCGAUGGUAUACUCCUGAAAGAAUCUCGUGAUGAGCUCUUGACCGUACCAGCCCUUCUCGAGACUCUGAGGAAGAUCUCAACUUCCACGGCCUCCGACACGAAAUUCUGCUUCUUCAUAGAUGGGCUUGAUGAGUACGACGGAAGGCCCGCCGAUAUCAUGCAGCUGAUCGAUAUCUUGAGGUCUUUUCAAAAUGUCAAGACAUGCGUCUCGAGUCGUCCGUGGAACGAAUUUGAGGAUCGUUUUGGGAGCAAGUCACCCUGGAAGCUGUACAUACAUGACCUUACCAGGGAAGAUAUCCGUCUCUACGUCCAGGACACGCUUGGCAGAAAUCCGAGGUUCCGACAGCUUCAGAAAGAGGACCCUAAAUGUCCCGACUUUGUCCAAAAUAUUGUGCAUGAUGCAGCCGGUGUUUUCCUUUGGGUGUCCCUCGUCGUGAGGUCCCUCCUUGAUGGGCUGACGAACUCCGACCGCAUCAAGGAUCUGCAGGGUAGAUUGCAUGAAAUUCCGAAGGAUCUCAAGGAUUACUUUGAAAAAAUCUUGUUCUCUACCGAAAACCGAUAUCGAACGCAGACAUCACGAAUCUUCGCAGUCGCGGUUAAUGCCUAUGACGAGCUUCCACUGAUGGCGUAUUGGGUUGUCGAUCAGGACAUUACAAACUACGCGUUUCAAUGUUCGGCGAAAACGCCUGCGAAGGAUGUCCUAUUUUCGCGUCUGAGGAAUAUGAAACGAAGACUGAAGAUGCUCAGCAGAGGUCUCCUCGAAGUGGCCGAAAUAGAUUCCGCCUCAGUGGAGACCCUUUUGUAUGGCAAUGAGGUGGGCUUUCUGCACAGGACGGUCAAGGACUACCUGCAGACUGAGGAGGCACGGCUGAUGCUUCAAGCUCGAUCGGAUGACGAUUUCGAGGCCGACUGGGAAAUUCUCAACAGUCUCUGCGCACUGGCCAAAAUGACACCUCCGUACGGGUUUUAUCGGGGCUCUGGUUCAUAUCGGGUCCUCCGGUUUUAUCGGUACUCCCUGACUGAUUUUUGGCCAGCUGCCUCACGGUUGGACCGGAACCCUUUGUUUCAGCAGGACUUGGCUUCCAUACUGGACCAUCUUCAAACAGUUCUCACUUCAAAAUUGAAAGGAAAUGCACAGGCGUUUGAGGAGGAUGAUGAAUUUAGGAUUUUCAAGGACGGCCUGAAAAUUGAUUUGAUUGCCGUGUCAGCUUGCUUCUGCUUUGGACUUUCCAAUCUUGUCGGCAGGAAAAUUGAACAGGAUCCAGGCCUGUGCCGCAGAGUGACAGCCCACCUCAAUGCAAUAUAUUUGGUGGCGUGUUCAGAAUUAAAAAGCUCACGAAUCGGACCCUUGGAGCGCGAGUCGAUCAUAGCCACUCUUGAGCUUCUCCUCGCUCAGGGUGUAGACCCGAACAGGGGUCUGGGAGACCAGUUGGAUUGGUUUUUGAUUUUGGACUCUCUGCCAUGGGAUCUCGAAAUAAUUGGCACAGGCCGGCCACGGGAAGACAGAACCGAGGGGUUCGAGUGUUUUGAAGCUGUCAAGUUACUUGUGCGAUAUGGAGCAGAUUUUGAACAGGAACGCGUGGGCAUAAGUUACCCCCACGGGGUCGAAAGAGCCAGUCAAGUGCUGAGGAGAUGUUUCAACGCAGACCAAUGCGCGGUCCUUGAAGAUAUCGCCAAGCAACGGGCGAGCAAGCUCAAGGAGAGCCAGAAGAUGCCCAAGAAGACGAGCCUCCUCAAGUUAUGGAUACGCUCCAAGAAGUGA